Messenger RNA from Malus domestica (apple), 742 nucleotides. RefSeq names its product mitochondrial import inner membrane translocase subunit PAM16 like 2. Lineage: Eukaryota; Viridiplantae; Streptophyta; Magnoliopsida; Rosales; Rosaceae. Gene Ontology annotation, cellular component: TIM23 mitochondrial import inner membrane translocase complex. The record is from RefSeq and is a predicted model, not a curated record. Gene Ontology annotation, biological process: protein import into mitochondrial matrix.
CCCCCCCCCUCUUUUCCUUCAAUCACACCAAAACCUGCCAUCAUCAAAUUCAAUCUUAUUUGUGUCCAUUGUGCUGCUGCAGGUUUCUAGGGUCCUGACGGGUUAGCCCCUGUUGCCAAAUUUCUUGGGUUUAUUUGCUUCUUCGUCGGUGAUGGCUGCAAAAGUUCUUGCGAAUGUGCUCGUAAUGGGCUCGGCAAUAGUGGGCAGGGCUGUGCUCCGUGCAUACCAGCAGGCAAUCUCAAAUGCCUCAAAGAAUGGUGUUGCUAACGAAGCAGUAAAGAAUAUUAGGAGAGCUAGCAAAAUAAUGGCUGAACCAGAGGCAAGGCAGGUUCUAGGUGUCACGGAGCGUGCAUCAUGGGAGGAGAUCUUGCAGAGGUAUGACAGCUUGUUCGAGCGGAAUGCCAAAAAUGGAAGUUUUUAUCUUCAGUCAAAGGUCCAUAGAGCUAAAGAAGUCUUAGAAGGCGCUUAUGCAAAGAAGGCUCAACGGACUCCUGAUGCAUAACUUGUAGGCUCACAGUGUUUUUCGCUCCCAUUACAUUAUUCUCGGCAUUCAAUGUUAGGGCCGCUGCAGCAUUCUUUUGAUCUCCACACGGUAUGAAAAAUUGAUGGUUACCUGCUUAUUGCGGUCUUAUUCUAAAUCAAGUUACUGUAUUCCUAUUGUAUAUGCUAUUAAACCUCUGAGGUUUCGCCACCUAAAUAUAACUCUUCAAUGUUCUCCGGAUCCUUUGGUUCGUGAUUUUUA